Messenger RNA from Pocillopora meandrina, 3375 nucleotides. The record is from the annotation of a GenBank genome assembly. NCBI's taxonomy places the organism in Eukaryota, Metazoa, Cnidaria, Anthozoa, Scleractinia, Pocilloporidae.
AUGGUUUUUAUGUCGAGAGAUGGUCCCAAGGCUCUUGGUUCAAAGGAAAUCCCUCAGGUAGGUUUUAAAGACCAAGAUCUGAUUGUUAAUUCUCCCCUCUAGCUGCUGCACAUUUUUCUGUAAAUUAAUAAUGAGAGUUUGUUGUUAGAUCAUUAUAAUGACAACAUGUACCUGAUAAGUUUUAGUAUCCUCAUAAUGUGUUUGCUGGAUAAUCUAUGGAUAUUCUUGGGAGAAGUUACAUGUUAAUAUCUUCUGGUAGUUAAAUUAUUAUUAUCUCUCAAAGCUCUUUAUGGUUUGUUUUCCAUCCUUUCAAAUUUUAAUGAGAGAUGCAAGACAGAGGAAAAUGAAGAUUAUUAGAAUUAAGGCUUAUUUGGAAAAUCUGCAGAUACAGUUUACGCAAAAAAAUUGUAAAAUGCAUGCUUUGAUUAACCCUUUUACUUCUGAGAUGUCAAUAGUAAUUCUCCUUACUGUCUGUCAUACAAUUCUUGUAAUGUUAGUUUGGAGAAUUUGGUCUUGGAUCAACUAAUAAUCCCCUGGUUGAUAUUUGUAUAUAUUCUCAUCACUUGUCUGCAUGAUAUUGUAUUGAUAUUGUAAGGAGAAGUUCUGUCUUGGUCACUCAUGGGAGUUAAAGGGUUAAACAAAAAAAUGUAUUUUAUCCUUUUACUCUCAGUUGUUGUUCAAAUGUUGGUUCAAUGUCAGUAUCUGAGAAACUGCCUACCUACCCCGCCCCUAAGCCAACAUUAACCCUUACUUGUAAGCAGUUGAUGGUUGUUGGGUUAGGGGAGGGGUGGGUGUGCAGAUGCUGACAAUGAUCUGAAAUGUUUAUGGUGUAUCUACAGAGGUUUUUUUCAUUUUUCACCAUUUAUAACUUUUCAGUUUGGACAGUGUUAAGAGGCCUUCAAGGGAAGAAUUAAUUAUUUGUCGCAUAUCUUAAAUUAUGCAUGCACUUGAUAAUAUAAUAUUUAGGAAGCGGAAAACUGUUUGAAUGGACUGACAUUUGUUAUUACAGGAAUCUUGGAAAGUAUUGAGAGAGAGGAGGCAGCAGAUCUGAUUCAAAGAUAUGGUGGAAAAGUUACCCAAUCAGUGAGCAAGAAAAAGAGUCAAGUUGUUGUGGGACAGGAUCCUGGGAAGAGUAAACUUUCCAAGGUACAUUGUAAUGCACAGCUCAAAAAGAGGAAAAAAAAGAACUCUGAACAUAAACAUAUACACUGCACCUUUUCCUAAAUUUUUAUAACAAAUCCGGGUGCAGCUUACUGCAAAUACACCUGGGAAACUUGUCGCAAAUUUGCAUAAAUUAACAUGAUUCAUUGAACAGCAAACUAACAAGAACUGAAAAAUUUUCUUUUUUUGUUGUUGUCUUCUAAAAGUUUUUUUUUUUCCAUGAGCAUAAAAUUAUACUGUGGAGUUCAUUAAAUGUUUCUUUGUUAAAAGACCUUUUAACUGGUUUAAGGUUGUAUUUCCUUCCUUGAAUAGCUAAACAUUACUUGGCAAGAAACCUGUGAUUUCUUUUUUGUUGUUGUUUUUUUUGUUGUUUUUUUUUUGUGCAACUGAUCACAUAAUUUGUUAAUCCUCAUUUCCCUUCUUCCAUCUACUUAAUUUACGGUGUCACUCAGUUUGUCUGUCUGUCUGUCUGCUCUUUUGUGUACACUUAGUGAAUAUAAUUUUCCUUGUGUGCAUACAAGUACUGUACAUGACUUUGCAUUAAAGUUACUGAUGACAUAAAUACAUGUGCAUGUGUGUGAUAUACAUGUACCAGUAAAAUGUCAUAGGAGCCAUUGGCUAGUGUGCAACUGAUAACAUAAUUUGUUCAUCCUUAUUUCCCUUCUUCCAUCUACUUAAUUUAUGGUGUCACUCAGUUUGUCUGUCUGUCUGUCUGUCUGUCUAUCUGUCUGUCUGUCUGUCUAUCUGUCUGUCUGUCUGUCUGUCUGUCUGUCUGUCUGCUCUUUUGUGUAUGUUCAUUCUUCCAAUGACUGUCUUUCUAUCUGUCACUUAUUCUCCUUGUUCUCCUCUGUCCAGUCACCCACACGUCAGUUUUACCACAACUCUAAAUUCCACCUUUAGGUUCAUCUGUUGGAUCAUUUUACUGUACUUCCACCUGUAGACUUGUUUGUGUUACUUAAAUUGAGUUACAAGAAAGUACAGUUUUUUUGUUUUUUGUUGCUUUAUUUUUUUAAUCUACAUAAGAUUUUGACAGUAAAGGUAAUUUUUUUUGUGCAGAAGAUCCAAGUCUGUUAUCAGUAGACAAAUAUCAGCCUUGGGCAGUGAAGCAGAUUAUUGGUCAACAUGGUGAUAAGAGCAACAUGAGAAAGCUGAUGAACUGGCUGAGAGACUGGGAAAAGAAUAGAAAGAAACCAGCCUCUAAAUGUGAGAUGCUUUUUCCCUCAAAUACAUGUACAAACUUCUCUUCAGGCAAGUAUGCAAAUGGUUCAGGCAAACUUUCGGAGAAAGCAGAUGAAAGAGUUUGGGUUGUAAUCAGAUAGGGGAACCUUUCUAGAGGGGGAGUAGCAAUUCUCCUGGUCACCUGAUGCUACUGAAAUUAAUUUAAGCUUUGGCGAGAUUAGUCCUGGCUCUUGUGCUGACUUUACUUCUAACCCUUUAACUCCUAUGAGUGAUCAAGACAGGAUUUCUCCUUACAAUAUCAAUAAAAUAUCAAGCAGACAGGUGAUGAGAAUAAAGAAAAAUAUCAAUCAGGGGAUGAUUAGUUGAUCCAAUACCAAAUUAUCCAAAUCAUAAGAAUUUUAUGGCAGACAGUAAGAAGUACAAGUGAGCUGUUUGAAGUAAAAGGGUUCAGUGGAUGAACCUAGCCUUAAUCAACAGAUAUUUUACAUAAGACCUUAAAUUGAGUUGUAAUGCAAAUGUCGUCUAGCUGUUGGCUAAAUACCUUUCACACUGAAUCCAGAUUGUUUCUUAAUUCCCACAUUCAGAGAUACAAUUUUUUAAACAGCUGUAACUUAUGAACUUUUAUGAAUUUAUUUUACUCGACAGUCACUUAUACAUGUAGUUAGUAUGUUAGUAGUGGAAUCACAGUUUUAAACCUUUUUAUUUUGCACAGCUUUCUUUUACAACAAAGACCAAGAUGGGUCGUCCUUUAUGGCAGCUCUUCUGUCCGGUUCCCCAGGAGUUGGAAAAACAACAACAGCUACAUGUACCCUGGUUUGUGAAGAGCUGGGUUUUACGUACAUUGAAAUGAAUGCCAGUGACACACGAAGAAAAAAGACCUUGGAAGAACACAUUUCUCAGUCACUGAACAAUAAAACCAUGGAUGGCUUUCUGACAGGUCGUCAAAUUUCUGUAAUAUUUGGAAUGACUUUGAUAUUAUUAAAGAUACUUCAUGAAUUCUCCAGUCUUGCUAAACUGAUUUUCCUCUUUAGUUAA